Letharia lupina is the source of this 3048-nucleotide messenger RNA. RefSeq lists its product as uncharacterized. The record is from RefSeq and is a predicted model, not a curated record. The coding region runs from base 1 to 3048 and encodes 1015 amino acids. Gene Ontology annotation, cellular component: nucleus. NCBI's taxonomy places the organism in Eukaryota, Fungi, Ascomycota, Lecanoromycetes, Lecanorales, Parmeliaceae. The transcript is spliced from 2 exons. Gene Ontology annotation, molecular function: methyltransferase activity.
AUGUCGUCUACUGAAGAGGACGAUGCGCAACUUCCUUCCUCUCCGCCACUCCAAUCAGCUCAGCAAGCGGCUGACCAACUCUCCGCGGAGAAUGAAGAAAUUGACUUGGCAAGCGACUACCUGUCUGAUGCGCCAUCCGAUCACAAGCCUGACAUACAGCAAUCGUCCCAAAGAGGUUUUAGCGUUGGGGACGGUUCUGGAGCCUACCAACCUGUUGCAGAAGACGAGCGUCAGGACUUCUUGGACGAGGGUUCUCAGGACUCCACAUCUCUGCCGUCCCGCGCAAACAAAUUCCGUGGACCGUCCUCGACUUGGCGGAAUGGGACUGCUCCGGAGAGGGACCUAGCAGCCAGUCUUGAUCAACUGCAAGCAAAGGAUCUUAGCAUCCAUCUGUACAACUCUUUCAAGCUUCGACAGAGGAGUCGCACUCGGGAUCUAGGCCGGCGAGUUCGAACCUCAGAAGAUUUGAGGGAAGCCAGUGAAGGGUCAAAAUGGAUCCCACCCAACGUUUGGACUGCUUGGCCUUUACCGCCUGGUAUUGUUCCGAGAGAGCAUGACGAAAGGCGCUGGGAAGAAGACGCUGUUCCUUCCGAGCUGCACCACAUUAAACCAAAGAGACCAGGUCAGCAUCUACAGGAAAUGCUCGUUGCUCAAGUCUUAAGGAAAGCUAAAGGACGGUUUCAUGAUCGGCUGUGGGAGGGUGAGCCACAAUCGGCGACGAUUACUACAUCUCAAGGACUUCAGUAUCAAGGCCGGGGAAGGGAUUCCAACGGGAAAUUCAGUGCCAAAGAAGACCAUGAGAUCCCCGACCAGAAGCCCGUCGUCAUGGCUGAUGACCAACAAGCAAGCGAGAUACUACAGGCGACAGUACAGCACAUGAUGACCAAGCUGGAUGAUCUACUCAUGGGACUGCAUCAUGCUAGGAGUACCUAUCUACUUGUUGAGGACUCUGACAUUGAGUCUCAGAGCCAAACAAGCGAGCGGUCAACAUCGAGAGGCAGGCCUCCGAAAAGGAAGCGGGAAGCAUCAAAACCUGAUGAAGACGCAGGAGCAAGUCAUGACACGCCAAACCAUCCUGGCUCCGACUCCGACUCCGACCAUUACCGUCCUAGCAGAAAGAAAUCUGGCUCGAAAGGCAAAGUUCUACCCACCAGGUCUUCUUCGCGCAGAUCGCGGAGUCAGAAUUUUCGUGACCGUAAGGGGCGUCUAGGUCUUCGAGAUUGGAGCGAUGUGCUGGGCGUUGCUUCUAUGACUGGUUGGCACCAGAACCUGGUGGGCAGUGCUACUGCCCGAUGUGCCACGCUUUUUGGGGAAGGUAUCAAGUUCAGAACUCUUCAGGAGGGUAAGGAGGUUCACGAAGAGCACUUGUAUCUACCAGAUGCUUCUCCCAUUGUCUCUGGUGAGAGUAGGCAGAGUAACACUUGCCGAGCAGGAGAAGGCUCCAGCAACAGGUUUGAGGGUGUAAUGACGUGGGUGGACACAGAGGACACCAACUCACCGCCGGAAAAUUUCGCUUCAGAUAUGGAUGUGGACAUGGACGAAGUAGACCCUUUGCCUGCAGGCUUUGUCCGCCGAAACCCCAACCCUAUCAACUUAGAGGACGACAGCGGCAACGACAGCGAUGACACACUCCUUGGUGACGAGAUUGUUGAACGAGUCGUACCGCCAGUAUCCGAGGCUCGUCGAAAUCGACGUCAAGCCAGAAUUCAGGCUGCGAGAUUCCGGGAGUUACAGACGUAUACGCAGAACGGCCGUACUUUCGAGGUCGGCAGAACGAUUCAGAGACAAGACGGCAACUUCCGCCGCAUUACUUCGAUCAAACAAAAUCGCAGGUCCGGUGCGAUUACGAUCGAGAGCUUCCUGGACAAUCAUAGAGUACUACAGACACUUAGCUACAACGGACAGACCUUGAAGCCCGGCAAGACCGUUGAGAUGGCGGAUGGAGCUUUUCUUAGGAUCAGAGCCCUGUUAGAAGAUUGCAGAACAGGUGAGGUCCUCUUAAAAGGCUUUCGGUUCCAAAGGAAUAAGUCCUUGGAGGGGGUCCUUGAGUUUAGGAAGAACGAAGUCACCAUGAUGGCAAAUUAUGAUCCAAACGAUUCCCGAGACAUUGCUGAACAGAGUAUCGAAACCAUCAACCUUGCUGCCGUGGUCAAAAUUCGCGAACUCAUCAAAACCAAUCAGCAGUUCCCCGCUCUAAGCUUUCGCGAAACUGAUCCGGAGAGCCUCAGCUUGAGCAAAGAGUACAUGAAUGACCACUGUCGACUAGUCUGUCGGUGGAACUAUGUGAAGAUCAACAAGAAUGAGGGAUUCUUGAGAAGGAUGACCGACGUUGAGUCAGAUGAAGGAUGCGCUAUUUCGCAGUGUCAGUUGAGAGACGAUUAUCGAGGGCUUACAACCAAGGGAGGAGAUUGCGCAAGAUGGCUUGACACAGAAGAAGCUUUUGAUGGUACGGAGCGGAUGAGAUGUUUCUUCAUCGAUCCCUUGGGAUUUCACACUCCAAACCGUUCGACUGACAUACCCGAGAAUCGAGAACGACGACGACGAUACACUUUCGGAGAUGGAUUCUGUGGUGGUGGCGGAGCUUCACGAGGAGCCUAUGGUGCAGGGCUCCGCGUUGAAUGGGGCUUCGAUCACGACCCUCAUGCCAUCGCUGCCUACCAUGCAAACUUUCCUCAUGCUCGCUGUGACGGCAUCGCAGCAAGCGACUUUGCCACCGCCAUCAACGAAGAGUACAAGGUCGAUAUCCUCCAUCUAUCCCCCCCAUGCCAGACGUUCUCACCUGCACACACUCGGCCGGGACCGAAUGAUGAAGGGAAUGAGGCAACGUUCCUGGCCACCGAGGAGUUGCUCAAGAAGACACGGCCACGAAUCGUGACAUUAGAAGAGACCUUUGGCCUAACUCGCACUCUGGUCAACGUUGAAUGGUUCAACACCAUGAUUCAAAUGUUCAGCAAGCUUGGCUUCAGCGUCCGGUGGAAAGUCUUCAAUCUUCUGGACUUUGGCUUACCACAGCCUAGGAGGAGGCUAAUCCUCUUCGCAUCCUGGUAA